Molecule: messenger RNA, 2355 nt
Organism: Aspergillus candidus
Lineage: Eukaryota; Fungi; Ascomycota; Eurotiomycetes; Eurotiales; Aspergillaceae
Product: amine oxidase
Exons: 2
Coding region: 689-2233 (514 amino acids)
Biological process (GO): amine metabolic process
Molecular function (GO): copper ion binding; quinone binding; primary methylamine oxidase activity
Source: RefSeq, a predicted model, not a curated record
GUUUUGACAUGAACUGUUCUUGUCUCGAGUCCUGAAAGUCAAACAAGCCCAACUUUGUCUCACUUACGCCGAAAUCCCAUGGUUUUGUGCUCUCUUGUACAACACCAUUAGCCACAAUGACGGUCUCUACGCACCCUUUUGACCCCCUAGAGCCAAGGGAAAUCUCCAAGGUUGCAGACAUCACACGCUCUGCACUCCCCGGACAAAGUCUUAUCUUCCGCGUCAUCACGCUGCAAGAGCCCCCAAAAGAGGAGAUGCUCCAGUUCCUGGAGCGGGAGCACGCCCUGCAAUCGGUCAACGAUCGGCCAGCGCGAAUGGCUCGCGUGCAAAUCAUUACGCGCGAUGCAUUAGGAAAGAAUAAACUCAUGGAACUCCUGGUCGAUCUCGACCGCGCAGUCGUGGUGAAGCAGGAGCAUCUUGCGGGAAAGCACUCGUACAUUGAUUCGAGCCACAUGCAGUCCGUGGAGAAGGCCUGUCUGGCGGAUGCGCGAGUCCAGGACGAAAUCAAAAAGCUUGCGCUGCCGACUGGGGCGUCUGUCAUUGUGGAAGCGUGGGCGUAUGCGCCGGAUGGGAUGAAUGAUAUGUCGGAGCGGGUGACAAUGGUGGGCACUUCCAUAUACUCUGUUGCUCUUCUCCGAGGGGAACAUGAGAACAAUACACAAGCUAAUCAAAACAGUGCUGGUUCUAUAUGCGGCUCGUCGACAAUCCCGACGCCAACUACUAUGCCUAUCCGCUGGAUCUCUGUGCUGAAGUGUCGGAGCAGCUUCAAGUGACGAAAGUCUACCAACUACCCUCCUCGGUGAAUGACCGCACCCACGACACACCACAACCAUACGACCACCGCAAAAUCCAGUCGCCUGCGGCCAGUGAGUACCACCCCAGUCUACGACCAUCGCCGCGCACCACCACCAAACCCUAUCAAGUGGUGCAGCCCGAGGGCCCCUCGUUUGAGACUCACGGAAAUCGCCUGUCCUGGGAGAAGUGGAGCAUGCGGGUGGGGUUCAACUAUCGCGAGGGGCUGACCCUGCACGAUAUCCGCUAUGACGGCCGGAGCCUCUUCUACCGCCUGUCACUGGCGGAGAUGUUUGUGCCGUAUGGAGAUCCCCGCUCGCCGUACCCACGCAAGGCCGCCUUUGACCUUGGCAACGACGGUGCCGGGAUCAACGCCAACAACCUGCGUCUGGGAUGUGACUGCCUCGGAGUAAUCAGGUAUUUCGACGGCUGGCACAACACAGGCGCCGGCGAGCCCCUCAAGCUCCCGAACGUCAUCUGCUGCCACGAGCAGGACGACGGGAUCCUCUGGAAACACACAAACUUCCGCACGCAAAAUGCGGCCGUCACGCGCGCGCGGGUCCUAGUCUUGCAGACGAUCAUCACGGUCAGCAACUAUGAGUAUAUCUUCGCCUUCUACUUCGGUCAAGACGCUUCCAUCCACUAUGAAGUCCGCGCGACGGGGAUCCUGUCCACCUGCCCCAUCAACGUCGGCGAUCAAGUCCCGUACGGUACUGUCGUAGGGCCUGGGGUGCUCGCGCCUUACCACCAGCACCUGUUCUGCCUCCGCAUGGACCCAGCGUUAGACGGACCGAAAAAUUCCCUCCAGGUCGAGGAGUCCGUCCCCAUGCCGGUGGGCGACCCGGCGGUUCACAAUCCGUUCGGCGUGGGAUACACCACCACGCGGAACAUCAUUCCACAGGAGCAGGGACUCGAUCUCGACUUCGCCAAAAAUCGCACCUUCAAGAUCAUCAACGAAGAGCGGAUCAAUCCCGUCACCGGAACCCCGGUGGGGUUUAAGCUGUUACCCUAUUACAGUCAGAUGCUGCUGGCGCACCCGCAGUCCAACCACGCCAAACGCUCCGAGUUUGCGAAGCACGCGGUCUGGGUCACGCGCUACCAGGACGACGAACUGUUCCCAUCUGGUCGACACACCAUGCAGUCCGCUGGGGGCGAGGGCAUCGCGUCGGCUAUCGAACAGCGCCAGAAGGGGCCUCCCGCGCAAUCAUCCGUCCGCAACGAAGACAUCGUGGUCUGGCACACAUUUGGCUCCACGCACAACCCGCGGAUCGAAGACUGGCCUGUUAUGCCGUGUGAAAAGAUGUCUGUCGGCCUGAAGCCGCUGAAUUUUUUCACGGGGAACCCUGGGUUGGAUGUCGCAUUGUCGACGCAAGAAACGAACCGUAGUGUUCAGGUGGGAGACGAGGCUGCGAUUCCCCCCUCGGGUUGCUGUAAAUUGUGAUGGCUCCAUAUGGCUCAAUAGACGAUCGACUUCAAGUCUGUCUACUAUAGUCGCAUCUAUUCAAAUAAUUGAAACCAGUCCCGCAUCGGGAAGAUCAGGCACACCAAUCGGCGAUGCCCCGC